Adineta ricciae is the source of this 1137-nucleotide messenger RNA. The record is from the annotation of a GenBank genome assembly. NCBI's taxonomy places the organism in Eukaryota, Metazoa, Rotifera, Eurotatoria, Adinetida, Adinetidae.
AUGGGAACGUCAAUAUCUACUGCAAAUGGUUUCAAAGAUUUUAAUCAAAAACUUUAUUCAACUAUUAAUCAAACUCAAGCUGGUGACAACAUAUUUCUUUCGCCAUCAAGUAUUGCUUUAGCUAUGUCAAUGUGUACUAUUGGUGCUCGACAUGAAACAUUAAAUCAAAUGUUAAAUACACUUGGAUUCGCAUCGAAAGAAGAAUUAAUUAAAUCAUCUCAACAAAUUCUUCAUAUCUUCAAUUUAGUUGAUAAAGAUCGGCAAAUUCAACUGAAAUUAGCCAAUCGUCUUUAUGCACAGAAAGACUAUGAAAUUCAAGAAGAAUUUUUACAAAUUAUUCAAAAAUCUUUUUCAGCCGAUAUGAAACUUGAAGAUUUUACAAACAAAAACGAACAAAUUGUUCGAACAAUCAAUGCUUGGGUUGAAGAUCAAACAAAUCAAUUAAUAAAAAAUCUCCUCUCGCCAAGUGAUAUUCGAGCAGAUAUACGAUUAAUUCUUAUUAAUUGUAUUUAUUUCAAAGGCAUAUGGAUCAAACAAUUUGAUGAACGUGAAACUAAUCAUAAUAGCAAAUUUCAUGAAAUUAAUGGUACGAUUUCAAAAAUUAGUUUAAUGUAUCAAUAUGGAAAAUUUGCUUAUAAAGAAAAUAAAUCUUUACGUAUUCAAAUUGUUCAUAUUCCGUAUAAAAAAAUUGAAGAAAAAUUUUCAUCGAAAGAAAAUUUAUUAGAAGAUGUUCUUGAUCAACGAAAUACAACAUCACAAGAUUUAUUGUUAUAUAUACCAAAAUUUAAAAUGGAAUUUUCAUGUGAGUUAAACGAUGUUCUAGAGCAACUUGGAAUGCGAAAUGCAUUUGAUGAAAAUAAAGCCGAUUUUAAUGAUAUUGUUAAGAAACAAAAUGAUGGAUUUGGUUUAUUUAUUAGUAAAGUUGUUCAUAAAGCAUUCAUUGAUGUUAAUGAACAAGGAACCGAAGCGGCUGCAGCUACAGCUGUCUUACGAGUGGCAAAAGGAAUAGGACGACGCAAACCACAACCAAUUUUAUUUCGAGCUGAUCGUCCAUUUUUAUUCUAUAUUCGAGAAGUUCGACAAAAUCUUACAUUAUUUACCGGUAAAUUUCUUACUUGUGCAAAUUUAUCAUCUUAA